This is a messenger RNA of Corylus avellana, 1076 nucleotides long. Its product is annotated as E6-like protein. The record is from RefSeq and is a predicted model, not a curated record. Lineage: Eukaryota; Viridiplantae; Streptophyta; Magnoliopsida; Fagales; Betulaceae.
UUCAUCGAUAGCUAGAGUCUAUUUUCUCCCUAAUGGCUACCUUUGCUAAGCAUCUCUCUGUCUUCUUGUUUAUAGUGCUCUUCACUUCUCUGCAAAUUCAAGCUAGAGAAAGCAGGUUCUUUAGCAAGUUCACCCAUUCUAAUGCCAAUAACAACAAUGUCGAAGAACCCCAAGUCCCCAUUUUUGAAGCUCGUACACCGGCACCGGCACCAACACCAGCAUCAGCACCAGCACCAGAAGAAGCAGUAUUAGCACCAGCACCAACACCAACUUUCUCCGAAAGUGAAAAUGGGUAUGGACUUUACGGUGGUGGCUCUAGCGAAUUCACUCCAACAAAAGAGACACCUGCCACCCCCACCAAGUUUGAAGAUGAAUUUCUGACCGGAGAGCUUAGCGGCAAAAGAUUUGAGACGGGCUAUCCGAAAACAAACUUGUACAAUAGCAAUGAGAACAGCAACAAUUACAACAACAAUGGCUACAACAGCAACAACAACAAUAACAACAAUGGCUACACACCCAACUACAACAGCAACGGCUACUCCAACAACUACAACAACAAUGGCUACUACUCCAACAACUACAACAACAAUGGCUACCAGACAGAGAGGCAAGGGAUGAGUGAUACGAGGUUCUUGGAGAAUGGGAAGUAUUAUUUUCAUGUUAACAAUGAGAAUAACAAUCUUAAUGGGUACGAGACAAGGAAGGAGACCACCAAAAAUGAAGGCUACUAUGUAAAUAGUAUGUAUCCAAAUGAGUUCAACUCCAUGGAAGAGUACGAGAAGCAGGAGGAGAACCAAGAGGAGUUUGAGCCAUAAAAGUUUGACCCAUGGUCAACGCAUAGAUAUAUAGAGAGGGAGAGAGAGAGAUCAGAGUUGAGGGGAGGGACCUGGUGUAAUUUAAAGGCAAAAACAAAACUAUAUUAUGGUGGAUUUUUAUGUGUCAUGAUCUUCAAGUUUCAUUUUUCAUUUUUUGCACAGAUUUUAUCCCUUGCAGAUUUAAAAAAGGAUGGGAGAUUAUCCUUUAAUUUGUGCUUAUUUGGUUGAAAUUUUAUGAACGGUGCUUUUGCUUUUGAUGAA